Molecule: messenger RNA, 2866 nt
Organism: Cucurbita maxima (winter squash)
Lineage: Eukaryota; Viridiplantae; Streptophyta; Magnoliopsida; Cucurbitales; Cucurbitaceae
Product: proline-rich receptor-like protein kinase PERK12
Exons: 10
Coding region: 172-2355 (727 amino acids)
Biological process (GO): protein phosphorylation
Molecular function (GO): ATP binding; protein kinase activity
Source: RefSeq, a predicted model, not a curated record
GAAUACAGUUACCACUAACCUCGAUUUAUCUUCCCCAUGAUUCGCUUCUUUCCUUUCUCCACUGCAUAUGCUUAAGCUUUUUUCCUUCUCUAAUGGCUUCUCUCGCGCCUAAACUUUUUCCCUCGCUUUGAAACCCUCCAUUUCAUCUUCCCCACUACGGCGGCGCCUACGAUGCUGCUACCUGACCCUGCAGCUGGCCACGGUGGCUCUGUGGUGGUCGUCGGGGUCAGAAUGGAACUCCAGAGUCGGGAAUUGCUCACUUGGGCGCUUGUUAAGGUUGCUCAGCCUGGCGAUUGCGUCAUUGCUCUUCAUGUCCUUGAUUCUGCCGCUGUUGAUGAAGGGAAGUUGACUCUGCUCUCUCUUGUGAAGUCGUUUGACUCUAUGUUGUCCGCUUAUGAAGGAUUCUGCAACCUGAAGCAGGUUGAUUUGAAGCUCAAAGUCUGCCGAGGAUCGCCGGUCCGGAAAAUCAUUAGACGGGAAGUGGAUUCGUACGGUGAGGCUUCUCUAAUUCUCGGUACUUCUAAAUCUCACCAUAGAAUCCGUUCGUCGGCCUCGGUUGCUAAGUACUGCGCUAGAAAAUUGCCGAGCAGAUUCAGUGUUUUAGCAGUUAAUAGUGGCAAAGUCAUUUUCCAGAGAUUAGCGACUUUCUCAACUAAAGGCCAGUCUCGAGCAGACAAGGAUAGGGACAAGAAUUGUGCUGCCAUUGUAGAAGUAGCUAAUGAAGCAAAAGCUGAUGGGUUAGCUACAAACUUUAUCGACAGUCAUAUUUGUUUACAGAAAUCUGACUCUGGUUGUAAUGAUAAAAUGGAGAGGGACUCCGUUGAGGGCACUCCAUCUUCACUUGAACGGAAUGAUUCCGGGACUGAUUUGGUUGAUGAGUUACCUGAGGACAAUGCUGUGGGGAAUUCACUGGCUAUAGUACCAUUUCAUAAGCCUCAGGGAUCGUUGAAGUCGAAUUCCAUUGUGAGUCGAGAAUCAUCACAUUGGAAAUCGAGUUGGCCGCUUCUACGACGUAUAUUUUUGUCCAAGCAGCAUGUAGAGAAAUCUUCAAAGAAGUUUUCUAUGUUCCAAGGCAUAUUGCACGUUUCAAACAUCCAGUCGUCGUCCUCGGCCUUGGUUUAUCCAGAUCAGAAACAGAACAGUUCUGAUCAGGAUCAGGGUUCCACCAUUGAUAGGGAGUGUGGUGCAAUUGUGCCAUAUGGGUCCGGCUACAUUUUGGGAAGCCUUCCUAAAGAGGUAUUGGAUUUGAAGGAUAAGUACUCAUCCACCUGCAGAUUGUUUACUUAUGAGGAACUUUUGUCAGCAACGUCUAAUUUUAUGCCUGAGAAUAUGGUUGGUAAAGGAGGUAGUAGCUAUGUUUACCGAGGGCUUCUUCCUGAUGGCAAGGAAAUUGCUGUCAAAGUUUUGAAGCCAUCUGAGAAUGUUCUUAAGGAAUUUGUUCAGGAAGUUGGGAUCAUUGCGACAUCAACUCAUAAGAAUGUUAUAUCUUUAAUGGGUUUUUGUUUGGAGGACAAUAAUUUACUGUUGGUCUACGGUUUUCUUUCAAGAGGAAGUUUGGAAGAGAAUCUUCACGGUUGUAAGAAGGAUGUGAAUUCAUUUGGUUGGCAAGAGAGGUUUAAGGUUGCUGUUGGUGUUGCUGAGGCACUAGAUUAUUUACAUAAUUGCAGGGAGGAACCUGUGAUACACAGGGAUGUGAAAUCCUCUAACAUUCUGCUUUCUGAGAAUUUCGAACCUCAGCUUUCCGAUUUUGGGCUUGCUAGUUGGGCAUCCUUGUGCUUUCAAAUCACUUGUACUGACGUAGCUGGAACGUUUGGUUACUUGGCUCCUGAGUAUUUCAUGCAUGGCAAAGUGAGUGACAAAAUCGACGUUUACGCAUUCGGUGUGGUACUCCUUGAACUACUUUCAGGUAGAAAACCAAUCACCGACAAUUGUCCCAAGGGGCAGGAGAGCCUUGUCAUGUGGGCAAAACCAAUUUUGAAGGAAAUCAAAGUUUCAGAAUUACUAGAUCCAAGCCUAGGCAGUGACUACAACGACGAUCAAAUAGGUCGAAUGAUUUUGGCUGCUACUCUUUGCAUUAGACGAGCACCGAGACUCCGUCCUCAAAUCAGCCUGGUCUUGAAACUUCUCCAAGGGGAUGAGGAAAUAACAACAUGGGCAAGACAACAAAUCGAUGAAUGCGACGAAUUCGAUGCGAGUGAUGGAGAACCUCUACCUACUAACAUUCAAUCACACCUUAACCUGGCCUUGCUUGGCUUGGAAGAUGACUCACUUUCUAUUGGCAGUGGAAUUCAAACCAUCUCCAUAGAGGACUACUUGCAGGGCAGAUGCAGCAGCCGCUCUUCAAGCUUUAACUGAAAUCGCUCACUCUCAAUCAAAUCAGCCAAAUUUUAGGUAUUAACAUCUUCCUCCAACUUCCUUUUUCUUCCAUAGCUUUGAAGGGCUUUUUCUUUUAAUCUUUGUACUGAUUGAGAUUGAAUAGCUGUUCAUAGAAAAUUGUGGGUUUGAAUUAAAGGAGAUGAUGUGAGAGGCCCCUGCAGAUAUCAAGGUACUUAUUUCUGAAUUUAUUGUGAAGUUCUCUGCUGAUCUACUUUGAAAAGUUCAAAAAUUAUCCCUUGGGGUCUCCUUUUCUUCUUUCAGUAGGUUUCAGCUUUAUGAGAACCAAUGAAAAGGAAACAAAUGGGUGGCUGUGUUUUACUUUUUAGUCAAAAAAGUGAGUGAAAGUGCACAAAGUCUAGGUUUUUAAUUUUAAUUUUCUAGGAAAGUUCAAAAGUGCCCAAGUUUUGACGUAGAAUUGUGCAUAUUCUCUUGGAGAAUGGGCAUAUUUUGUUUUCUUCUUUUAACGAUGCAUUCACGUAGAGAUGUCCCG